Molecule: messenger RNA, 1079 nt
Organism: Erigeron canadensis
Lineage: Eukaryota; Viridiplantae; Streptophyta; Magnoliopsida; Asterales; Asteraceae
Exons: 2
Coding region: 121-624 (167 amino acids)
Source: RefSeq, a predicted model, not a curated record
UCACUUGAAGCCAUCAUCAGAGAUGAUAUUCCCAUAAAUUUUAACUGCUUACGUUACGUAUCAAUACACGUUACGACCGCUAAAAGUAAUCCAAUUGGUGGGGAGAGAUUAAUCGAAAGCAUGUUUCAGGGAAAUUUGGUUGAACGUGGGUGCCUAACACUUUGCAUAAGUGGGGUCGCGAUUUCCAGGGUGUUUGGACCUUGUUUACUUAGAAGGGAGAAAAGAUACAGAAUGCAACUUCCAGAGAAUUGGUAUAAUGACUUUUCUGGAUUCUUAUUCUGCACAGCUUCCACCUAUAAUUAUUAUUCCACGAAGUUAAAAAUGACGCAUGACAAGUUAGAGGGUGGUGAUGAUAAUAAGAGUGUUGUUGUCGAUUGCCCGGAAGAUGAUAUUGAAAAAACAUGCGUAAAUGUGUGGUAUAUUCCAUUUGGGUCAUUGAGAAACACUUUAUGGUGGGAUCCAACAUCCACUGCUAUUCAGUUUGAAUUUGAAUCACGUGUUUGGUGGUGUGGAACAACAAGUUUCUCAGAUGUCCCCUCCUUUGACGACGACUAUACAUGUACAUUGAGAAUCGAAAAUGAUUCCAAGUCUACUUUAGAGUGCUAUAUUCUAAAAUAUAUUUGAGUAAGCUUAUGCAAGGUGAAACUCGAUCUUAUAGUUGAAUUUAUUUCCAUUUUCUUUCUUUCUUUAUACUUUUAUGGACAUUAAAUAUGUUUUGUAAUCCGUGUUUAUUAAGUUUUGCGGUUGUAAUUAUUAUCUUAUGGUACUUGGUAUAUGAUUCACCGGCAUGUCUUCUUUGCCCACCAACUGUUUGACGAAAUUUCUCAACAAAGCUGGGAUGCUAUGGAAUAGUCUUAUAUAAAUAUCUUCUCUGCUGUUGUAAUUAUUUUUUGAUGGUGCAUAGUGGCCAUGUAUUUGAGUAAAGUCCUUUAUUCAAAUUUUAAUGUAGUUUUGCUUGAGAUGACAGGGUUGUUGUAGAUGUUGGAAAUGGGCCAACCAUGUUAUGCUUGUUGCAAAUGGCUAUGUUGUCGGAAGCAAAAUCACCCAUUGCAGCAAAAGGGGGCGAGUCUCCUUAUCCA